Boeremia exigua is the source of this 4093-nucleotide messenger RNA. RefSeq lists its product as uncharacterized. NCBI's taxonomy places the organism in Eukaryota, Fungi, Ascomycota, Dothideomycetes, Pleosporales, Didymellaceae. The record is from RefSeq and is a predicted model, not a curated record. Bases 186 to 3740 code for a protein of 1184 amino acids. Gene Ontology annotation, molecular function: microtubule binding. The transcript has 2 exons.
GCACCUGCCACUAACAUAAUACAGCUUGCCUCUGUGCGCCAGCUUUCAAAGAAUUUUGGAUCCUUCCUCAUGCUCUUGUAGUCCUAGCAGAGCAUCUCUUUCAUAUCCUAGUCGCGUAUUUUGGACGCGCCGCAGACAAACAGCACAAACAUUGUUGCGUCUGCAGCCUCACUUCACAUCACGGAAUGCAGUCCUCCCCUCCGACAAGUAUUGGGAAAGCGCGCAAUAUUCGCGAGCUUUCGCGCAGCCUCAGUCACAGCCCGCGCAGUAUCCCGUCGCCAUCACCGCCGCCCAGCGACUCCAACCCAACCAAACACUCAGGAUUUGGCACCGAGACAAGCAGCUUCUUCAACGAUCCGGACGUCAUCAUGUCAACACAACAGAACUUUGUCGACUCGACCAACACAUUACCGCAGUAUCCGCGCAUCCGCUCGACUGCCAAGAAGAUGACCUCCUGGCAGCCGAUGCGCUCGGAGCAGAUCAACCCCGACACAUCAAUGGUAAACAAAGAGUUUGGCGACUUCGACCGCAGCUUCUCGGACGAAGAGAGUAUCUCAGUCGAACAGGCGCGCGGCCUUCACAACAACCGCAGCACACCAGUCAAGCAGAGCUCUCUAUUCCAAAGCCUCUACGACGUCACACCGCCUACGAACCGAACGCGUAAGUCGUAUGUUGCCGAAACUGGAAGUCUCCGACGCGACGCACAAAUUCGACGCGCCUCGCGCAACGACCUUGAUAUCGCGUCACCGCGUCCUGCGAGCAAGCGCAACUCUCCAUCGAUGUCAACAAAGGAGAACAAGCGCAACUCUCUGGCGCAGCUCCACGCUAAGCUUUCUGAAGAUGAGUCGCCGUUCAUGCAGGACCGUCCGCCCACAUUGACCGUCAACUCGACCAAGAACACGCGAUGGGGCAACCGGAGCCGCCAGACAUCCCUCCAGAUGGAUGGUGUUGUGGAUGAAAUCGCACGCGCCAACACGAGGCCCAACUCGCGCCCUCCGACCGCCCAAAACGCGACUGCACAGUCUUUCAUUCUGCCCGACCUACCUAACUUGACCGAGCUGGUGUCCGGCGUCUUCGAGGAUGGUACACCUGUGUUCUCGAAGAACACAUCGUCGCGAUCCCGUUAUGCUGCGCCUCCUGGUGGGGGUCGUCGUCCCAACCACAUUCCCAUCGACAGUGUACCGAUUCCUGAUGAAGAGAAGGCGAUCUUUUCUGCUCUUCAGCAGUUGCAGGACAAGGUCGCGCAGAUAGAGUCUGAACGAUCUGAGCAAGAAAGGCGGAUUGAGGAGCAGGACCUCGAGUUGAUUGAGCUUCGCGAAAAUGCACGAGCACAUGAGAAGUCGCGACGCAGCGACAGCGCAAAUGACUCGGAUGCUGGUAAGGGGCAUUGGAAGGUCGAGAAGACGCGCCUCGACGCGACUGUACAGACACUCCGAACGAAACUCGACCGCGCCGACCGCAAAGUUGCUGUUCUUGAGAUUGAGAAGAAGCGCUUGACGACCGAACGUGACAACAUGACGAACCAGCUAGGCGUUGCGUUCCAGACGUGCGAAGAGCUCAAGAACGAGAAGCUGGCUUUGGUUGAUGAGAAUGAAGUGCUUCGUCAGGAAGUCGACUCCCUCCGUGGCGACAAUGAGGAGCUCCGCGAUCAGUUGAACCACGAGAUGUCGCACCACCGCGAGGAGACUGUAAACCUUCGACAACAAUUCGACCAGGCCGCGAACGCGACGGAGAAGAAGAACGCCACUCUGAAUGCUGAGCUGGCUCGUAUGCGCACUCAGUAUGAUGAGAACACUCAACAGCUCGCCCGUCAGGAUCUCGAGAUUCGCAACGCACGUCAAGAGAGGGCUGAGUUCGCCCGCCUUCAGGCCGAUAAUGAGGCCCUGAAGUCACAGCUCGCCAGCAUGAAGUCGAAGCGUGAAUCCGAGAUCAAGAAGUGGGAGCGCCAAGAAUCUGCGUUGAAAUCACAGGUGGAGCGUCGCGACGAGACCAUUCGACACUUUCAAGAUGCUACCCAGGAGGAGACGAACGAUGCCAUCCGAUUGGAUAACGAGGCCCUUCGAGAGGAGCUCGCACACCUCGCCGCGCAACACGAGGACGAUUACGAGAAAUGGUCCAGGAAGGAGAGUCAGCUGAAGCGCAAGGUCCAGCAACGCGAAGCAGCUGCUAGGCAGACCCUAGACCUGACCCGAGAAGUUCUCAACGUUCGGGAGACCAUGGAGCAGCAGAAGAACAGCGCGCGCCCGGAUACCCUCCAACGCAAGCCUAGCUACCGUCGCGAGGACACAGGCUCUCGUAUCAAGAGCCGUGUCCAGCAAGAGUCGCGCAACAGCCGGUCUGAGCUUGCACAAUCCAGCCGUGUCCAAGAAAACCCGCGUCAGGAGUACACUGGCGUCUCUAGGAAGGACUUCAGCAAGUCUCUGCCAGCGGACACUCGACGAAGCUUCUCCGCGCCCAUCGUCGAUAGGAAGGCGUACGUAGACAGCGAGGUCGAGUCGACUACGGAUCUUUCUCUCAAGCCUCACGGCACUCCGUACAUGUCACGUAGUGUUCAGUCUGCAAGACCAGCUGCCACUAUCCAAAGACCUGCUGACUUGGACCUGACCGAGCUGAGCUUCAUUGGUAGCGACGUUAUUGCUCAGCUCCGUCGCCAAUUGGAGGAAGAACGCGCAAACGCACGACGUGCCUCUUCUGCUCCAUUCGAACAGACUGCUCGUGAGGAGACCGUUCACUCGCAGCGGCAGACUCGCGAGGAUACGAUGAGGUCCGUUGCUUCUGCUAAGAGCGGGCGUCGACCAUCGCUGGUUCGCAAGUCAUCAAUGAAGGACACUACGCACCGCACAGCAGCGUCCGAAUUUGAGGACGACGUUACAGGCAACCUGUCGAAUCUGGAUGCCGACACCGAGGCCACUCGCACCAAGGAUCUUUCUAUGCACAGCAACACCAGCCGUCGCCGACGUAGCGCUCCUACUGAGAUGACAUCUGCCUUCAUUGUCCCUGACCUCAAGAUUGAAUCCCGCAGGCCAUCCAUAACCGCGAAUACCAUCUCCAAGCACGACAGGAACCACGACAACGCCAACUGCACUGUCUGUCGCCGCGAAGGUCUCACCUCUUCGACAUCCGCUCUCCGUGUUCCCCGCCUCGUGCCAGUCUCUACUCGCAUGCCCGAGGACGAGAUCGAUGCUACCCUCCGCCCCGCACGGUCCCCCAAAGAGGCCCUCGCCUUUGUUGUGAAGGAGCUCCAGGACGAGCGCGCUCACCUGCACAUCGAGCUCGCCACACUCCGUGCCAUGCUCGAACUGCACGAUGCCAGCCAGGGCGCUCGCAAGCGUACCGAGAUCAACGCGAGCAUCCAAGAGACUCUGCGCCGACUCGAGAUCAAGGAUUCCCAGAUCUACAACUUGUACGAUGUACUUGAGGGCCAGGCUGCCGAUGGCGACAUCACAGAGCAGGACGUCGAGGACAUCACAGAACAGAUUCGCGCUGAAGACGCUAAGGAGGGUCUCAACGCUGAUGUUGACAUGAGUCACGUUGAGUUCGAGAGGGGAAAGAAGGGUCAGGGCAAGAGGGUCACGAUCCGCAGCUUCGUCGACGAGAGCGAAACCGAGGAGAUGCAGACGCGCGACUUCGGAAAAGACGCACUCCGGAAGACGAUCCAGGACGACGAGACGGAGGAGUUGCCGUGGGACGGCUUCGAGGACAGCAUCAUCCCUGAGGGAUGGGGUCACGUUACUAAGUGAACACUUUGAUAUGGCGUUUUCAGGGUUUGGAUACCGUCAUUACUACGGGCAUUGGGUACAGCGUCGCACAGACGCUUCUUUCUUGUCUUCCACUCUCCUACCCUUCCUUCUCUGUCAGCUGGACGCCUCACGCCCCUCUUUUCACGGUCAGAGUCGGCACCACACACCAGCGACCUCCCGCAACCUCGGAGCUGCUUCGACUCGCCUCCGGGCUUGAGUCGGCAUGCAACGAGGCCGCGGUCGAGAACGCUGGUCAACCCUGCCGUAUCUGCCCCGAAAGGGGGAAUAGCGGUCUUCAGUCAGUCAGCAGCAAAUGGAACUCGUAGGAUAGUUCAAACCAUUCACUUCACUUU